AUGUCGUGGAAGCUUCCAAGUGUUACCAAAAAGCUGAAGGAGACCCACUUGGCUCCUCUAGCGAAUACAUUCAGUCGCUCGUCAUCGACGUCUACUAUAGUUGACGAGAAGAAUGCAAAAUCAUCUGACGGCUCAACGCCCAAGACCUCGACAGAGAAAGAUGCAAAUGGCAUCGCUGCAUCCGAGGCGAUUGCGACCCCGGCUCCCGCCCCUCUCAAACCCGGUAUUCUCAUAGUUACAAUGCAUGAGGGAAAGAGCUUUUCCCUCCCCCCUGGCGCAGAGCAGGCAUUUGGACAGAGUCAUCACCAAGGAUCACUGUCAACUGGCGGUGGGUUCUCCGUAGCCGGCUCUGCCCGCCCAAACGCUUCUCGAAACCAAAGCGCUGUGGCUGGAUCCUACACCGCGUCAGGUAGACCUCAAUCUGCUGCUGGGAGCAUCAAUGCCGCCCCUACAAUUCACGGCCGAUAUUCUUCAAAACAUCUCCCAUACGCGCUGGUAGACUUUGACAAACAGCAAGUUUUCGUCAAUGCAGUGUCAGGCACACCGGAAAAUCCAAUCUGGGCUGGCGACAAUACACAGUACAAGUUCGAUGUCUCGAGAACGACCGAUGUCUCAGUAUCACUUUACAUUCGCAAUCCAAACGCACCGCCAAAUGCAGGGCGAAACGAAGACAUCUUCAUUGGCACCUGCAAAGUGACGCCGCGAUUCGAGGAAGUGCGUAUUUCACAAGAGGACCCUAAAGCAAGUAAGAAGGACAAAGCUGCUGCUGGCGAAUCAGAUCGCCAACUGGGUCAAAGUGGCGCAGAUUGGCUAGAGGUACAAUACGGAACAGGCUCAGUAAAAAUUGGUGUUCAAUUUGUUGAGAGCCGCCAACGCUCACUCAAGAUUGAGGACUUUGAGCUUCUGAAGGUCGUUGGCAAGGGUAGCUUUGGAAAAGUCAUGCAAGUGCAGAAGAAGGAUACACACCGGAUAUACGCUCUUAAGACCAUUCGAAAAGCACAUAUUAUCUCUAGGUCAGAGGUCGCUCAUACUCUAGCAGAGCGUUCUGUACUUGCACAGAUAAACAAUCCGUUUAUUGUCCCGCUGAAAUUCUCCUUUCAGUCGCCAGAGAAGCUGUACCUGGUUCUGGCUUUCGUGAACGGUGGCGAGCUGUUCCACCACCUGCAAAAAGAACAACGAUUCGACAUCAAUCGCGCACGCUUCUACGCCGCCGAGCUUCUAUGCGCGCUUGAGUGUCUACAUGGCUUCAAUGUAAUCUAUCGAGACCUGAAACCAGAAAACAUCCUACUUGACUACACGGGGCAUAUUGCACUCUGCGAUUUCGGACUGUGCAAGCUCGACAUGAAGGACGAGGACAGGACGAACACAUUCUGUGGUACCCCCGAAUAUCUUGCCCCAGAGUUACUGACCGGAGCUGGGUACACCAAAACUGUAGAUUGGUGGACCCUCGGCGUUCUCUUGUAUGAAAUGUUGACUGGUCUGCCACCAUUUUACGACGAAAACACCAACGACAUGUACCGCAAGAUCCUGACAGAGCCUCUGCAUUUCCCAGGACCUGAGAUCGUGCCCCCUGCAGCACGCAACCUAUUAGAAGGUUUGCUCAACCGUAAUGCUGAGAAGCGGUUAGGAGCAAAGGGCGCAGCUGAGAUCAAGGCUCACUACUUCUUUCACAGCAUUGACUGGAGAAAACUUCUAGAUCGUAAAUAUGAGCCCAGUUUCAAACCUAGUGUCGUCGAUCAACGUGAUACCGCAAACUUUGACCGUGAAUUCACGUCAGAGGCGCCCACCGAUUCAUAUGUUGAUGGUCCCAUGCUGUCGCAAACCAUGCAACAGCAGUUCGCAGGGUGGUCCUACAACCGACCAGUAGCCGGGCUAGGAGAUGCCGGUGGUAGUGUCAGAGACCCAGCAUUUGAAGGGGCCCUUGGUGACAGGCAGACUUAA
This is a messenger RNA of Pseudovirgaria hyperparasitica, 1941 nucleotides long. Its product is annotated as serine/threonine-protein kinase YPK2/YKR2. Lineage: Eukaryota; Fungi; Ascomycota; Dothideomycetes; Acrospermales; Acrospermaceae. Gene Ontology annotation, biological process: protein phosphorylation. The record is from RefSeq and is a predicted model, not a curated record. Gene Ontology annotation, molecular function: ATP binding; protein serine/threonine kinase activity. The transcript is spliced from 6 exons. Bases 1 to 1941 code for a protein of 646 amino acids.